This is a messenger RNA of Strongyloides ratti, 624 nucleotides long. RefSeq names its product Transmembrane emp24 domain trafficking protein 2. Gene Ontology annotation, cellular component: COPII-coated ER to Golgi transport vesicle; Golgi apparatus; endoplasmic reticulum. The record is from RefSeq and is a predicted model, not a curated record. The coding region runs from base 1 to 624 and encodes 207 amino acids. Gene Ontology annotation, biological process: Golgi organization; endoplasmic reticulum to Golgi vesicle-mediated transport; intracellular protein transport. The transcript has a single exon. NCBI's taxonomy places the organism in Eukaryota, Metazoa, Nematoda, Chromadorea, Rhabditida, Strongyloididae.
AUGUUAAAGUGCCUUUUAUUUUUUGGAACAGUAUUAUUAAUAAUUAUUCCUUCUACUAGAGGCUAUUUUUUACACUUAGAUGCCAAUGAAGAACAAUGUUUUUUUGAAAGAGUAACCGAAAAAUCGAAAAUUGGUGUUAUGUUUGAAGUUGCUGAGGGUGGAUUUUUAGAUAUUGAUUAUAAAAUUGUUGAUCCUAAUGGUGUGAUUGUUGCUAAAGGUGAACGUGAAUCUUCUGGAAAACAUACGGUUGCUGCUCAAGUUGCAGGAGUAUACAAUUUUUGUUUCUCAAAUCAAAUGUCUACAAUGACACCAAAAACAUUGGUUUUUGCUAUUGAGGUUCAAUCUCCAGAUCAGGAACAUCAAGGAACUAAUAAUGAUAAUAAUAUUGAUAGUGAUUCACAAAAAUUAGAAGAAAUGAUUCGUGAAUUGUCGGCUUCUCUUACUUCUGUUAAACAUGAACAAGAGUAUAUGGAAGUUCGUGAACGUGUUCAUCGUGCUAUCAAUGAAAAUACAAAUAAUCGUGUUGUUAUGUGGGCUGUUUUCGAAGCAAUUAUUCUUGUUUCUGUCACUUUAGGACAAAUCUUUUAUCUUAAAAGAUUCUUUGAAGUUCGAAGAGUUGUAUAA